CCUGUCCACGGUAUUAAACUGUGGACUGCGUGGAUUCAUUCGACCCCACCUCUGGGCAGUGUCAACCAAUCUGAAACUGCUGUGCCUGUUGAUGGGGCUAGCAAUGCCAAUGUGAAGAGGAAAAAACUGAAAGGAAAGAGAGCAGUUGUUAGGUGGUUAAAGUACUUCAGAUGGAAGAAGAAGAAAGAUUAUGAGAGAAUGACAUCAGAAGAAAAGAUCCUUUAUAAGUUAACGAAGGCUCGUAGAAAGGAGGAAAGGCUGAUCACUGCCUUGAAGAAGAUCGAACCUUCAGAAUCAUCGGAAGCAACCCAUGAUCCCGAGAUAUUGACCCCAGAAGAACAUUUCUUCUUCUUGAAGAUGGGGAUCAAGUGCAAGAAUUAUGUCCCUGUUGGAAGACGAGGGAUAUACCAAGGUGUCAUACUCAACAUGCAUUUGCACUGGAAGAAGCAUCAGACACUCCAGGUGAUUGUCAAGACAUUUCCACCAGACGAGGUCAAGGAGAUUGCCACUGAGCUGGCACGAUUAUCAGGAGGUAUUGUACUGGAUAUUCACCAAGGAAAUACGAUUAUCAUGUACAGAGGCAAGAACUAUGUGCAGCCCCCUACAGAGAUCAUGUCACCCAGGGUCACUCUCCCCAGAAAGAAGGCACUUGACAAGUCCAAGUACAAAGAUGCCCUCCGAGGGGUUAGAAGGCAGAUUCCAAGGCUUGAACAGGAGCUUGAUUUGCUUCGUGUUCAGGAAGCUGAUGAGGCUCGCAUAGCUGAUACAGAAAAUGAAAGCCUUUCAAGCGGACCACUGGAAGGUUCGAGCAAACUCAAACAACUUCUAGAUGAUGCGAAGGAAACAUAUAAUGAUGAUUCAGAUACGGAUGAUGAAAUGAUAUCAGAUUCAGAAGAUCUGUCAGACAUCUUUGAGACUGAUUCUGGGACGGAGAUGGAUGAAGAGAAGGAUGAACGGCCCUUAUACUUGGAUCAGUUUGAAAAGUUCCCGGUUCAAGAUGAUGGAGAGCCUGAAGAUUUUGAAGAGUAUUUAAAGAAGGCAUCUGGAGACUCCAAAGGUGGAGAUUCACCAACUUUUGAUGAGGUCGACCGUAUGUUCAUACGUGCAGCCUCUCUGUUAAGGAAAAAUAGGAGGCACAACUAA
Messenger RNA from Linum tenue, 1143 nucleotides. Lineage: Eukaryota; Viridiplantae; Streptophyta; Magnoliopsida; Malpighiales; Linaceae. The record is from the annotation of a GenBank genome assembly.